Moneuplotes crassus is the source of this 1462-nucleotide messenger RNA. Lineage: Eukaryota; Ciliophora; Spirotrichea; Euplotida; Euplotidae. The record is from the annotation of a GenBank genome assembly.
GACGGUGACCAAGGCAUCGAUCUUGACGAGUGCGCAAUGAUGGUCGUCUGCAUUCUUGAAGGUUGGGGCAAAUUCAUCAAGCAAGAAAUGCCAUCGAGAGAGUAUCUUGAGAGAGCAGCCAAAAUAAUAAUCUCAGCCACGCCUGAGUCUUCAUCAGAUGAAAGAAUUACAAUGAAAAUACUUGGUGAUUGGAUCGACCAAAAUGAAAACAUGAUGUCUAUGUUGAUGAUGUUUGAGCCAAGCGAUAAAAUUGAAGAAAGAUUGGCAUUAUUUUUACCAUUCAAAAGAGAUUCCUCACAUCUUCCAAUUCUUUUGAAUAAAUAUCUAGGAAAGAAGAUAAUGGUGGAUAAUAAUAUGCAAAAUUUUGCCCAGAAUAAGAACUUUAGGAGGUCUGAAAAGGAAGAACCAAGAUUUAACAAGACUUCUAUUGCAAUUGCUUUGAAUAAAAGAAGAAAGAAUCAAAAAGAUGGCAGAAGAUCUCAGCCAAGGUUAUCUUCAAGGAUUACGAAUUCAAUUGCAAUUCCUCUCUCAAUAAACCGGUUGUCUGAUCCUGGGUUCUACAAACUUCGCAAGCUUAAAAACACGAGUUCCUUGCCAAAUCUCGAUGGAGAAUCAGCUAAAAAUCUAAUCAGCAGGAUCAAAGAGCAGCAAAGCUUAGAAGAGAGCCCUAGCAUAAAAGCAUAUCGCCGCAGGAGUCUAGUUCAUCACAAGAAAGAUAUUAAGAACGUGACCUUAAAAAUUGGAACUAAAUAAGUUAAUCUCAAAAAGACCCAGGAACAAAAAUAUUAUCACAGUGAAAGAGAAGACUAUCAAGAGAAAGGAUGUGAUCUUACUCAAGGAAGAGUUUGACUCCUUCUACAACAAUAAUAAAUAUUCUAACGGGCCAAGUCAUGCCAAUCUCCCUUGUCUGUCUAAAGGAGGUGAGCUAGACCCUGAAAUUGCGAAGAAAGUUUCAUUUAAAGAUACCCUCAGAAAGUACGCUCCAGGUGCCUCUAAAGAAGACAUGGAGAAAAUGCUAAGCUGGGCCAAGAAGGAGGAAGAAAUUGAAGAAAGAGGCAUAAUGAACUACAAAAUCCAAAAAUAUAACAACAACGAGAAAGUAAAUAAAAAUGUGAGGCUCAAACAGAUCAAGGAUUACAUCCAUAUCUUUGAUGGCCUGGAUAAGGACAGAGACUCCAUGCUGACUUUCAAAGAUUUUAGGAAUAGUUACAGCCAUAAUAUCUCUGACAAAGACAUUGAAGGGUUCUUUACAAGGUUUGGAAAAACAAUUGGAACUGACCAUGACAAUGACUUGAUUAGCAGAAAUUUUGGGCAGCAAGAUAGCGUUGGAGAACAAUCUAAACUUACUCUCAUCGAGUAUCUCAAAAUAAUGCUUCCUCAGGGCUCAAUUCUAGAUGAAAAAGUUACACAAGAAGCCUUAGAUUAUCACAAGAAAUUAUUGUUAAGAAAGAAACCAUUUUAA